Molecule: messenger RNA, 424 nt
Organism: Aspergillus vadensis CBS 113365
Lineage: Eukaryota; Fungi; Ascomycota; Eurotiomycetes; Eurotiales; Aspergillaceae
Product: general stress protein
Exons: 2
Coding region: 164-370 (68 amino acids)
Source: RefSeq, a predicted model, not a curated record
CAUCUAUCUCCAAGCCUACCACAUAAUCGUACUACAUACUACGCACAGUACAACACAACCAUCAAAAUAGCCUCCAACUCCAACCCCGGCAACUUUGCCAACCGUCCUCACGGAGAAGUUGAAAACAUCGCCCGCAUCUAGCCACCCUGGCGGAUUUGCCUCCAUGGACGAAGACAAGCAGCGCAACAUUGCCUCCAUGGGCGGCCAAGCCUCCAGUGGUAGCUUCCAGCCUGGCGAAGAACGGGCUCGGGAAGCCGGCCACAAGGGCGGAAUGUCAUCGGGAGGGAGCUUCGAGCCUGGAGAUCACCGGGCUAGGGAGGCUGGUCGAAAGAGAGGAUCGAGGUCUGGUGGUGAUAUGCCGGAGAAGUAAUUUACGACAAAGUACUACUAUUACAUUAUUAUCUGCCCUGUUGGGGGGGGGGGG